This is a messenger RNA of Lichtheimia ornata, 2361 nucleotides long. RefSeq lists its product as uncharacterized. The record is from RefSeq and is a predicted model, not a curated record. Gene Ontology annotation, biological process: phosphate ion transport; polyphosphate metabolic process; monoatomic anion transmembrane transport. Gene Ontology annotation, cellular component: membrane. Bases 1 to 2361 code for a protein of 786 amino acids. Lineage: Eukaryota; Fungi; Mucoromycota; Mucoromycetes; Mucorales; Lichtheimiaceae. Gene Ontology annotation, molecular function: phosphate transmembrane transporter activity. The transcript is spliced from 5 exons.
AUGAAGUUUUCCCACCAGCUUCAAUUCAACGCAGUACCUGAUUGGGCUGACUACUAUGUUCCGUAUUCCAAUCUCAAGAAACUCGUCUACUCCAUCGAAAGGGAUCGUAUCCUUGCUGGCUCUACCAUGGAAGACAUUCCCAAUGAACAAACGGCUCUCUUGGACAAUCAACAUCAUCAUAAUGACAACACCACCAGCCACAAUGAUCGCUUCAUUGCUGCUUUAGACCGUGCCUUGGAUCGCAUUGUCAAUUUCUACUCCAAGAAAGAAACCGAGCUCUAUGAUGCUGUAGACACCUUGCUCAUUGAUCUCGAGGCUCAGGCCACAGCGGUUGCUUCUUCCACUACUACAACUACUACUACACCCGUUGCUGCUGCCCAUAGUGAUCAUCCACCACAAGCCCAUCAAAAUCGCCAACAACAACACAAGCGCACCCAUAGCACCUCCUCCUUGCUUGCAACACAAAACUUGGCAGACCAUGAUCCUGAAGCAACAAGAAUUGAUAUGGGUGCCAUGGAUGAUGAGCGAGAACAAUUACGUCGACAUGCUGUGGAUCUCUUUGUGCAAUUAUCUGAAUUGAAGUCCUUUGUAUCCUUAAAUGCCACGGCGUUUGCCAAGAUUCUCAAAAAGUAUGACAAGAUUACGGGCAGCGAACUCAAGCGUUACUAUACAAGCAACUACGUCACCAAGGCAUAUCCAUUUCGUACAGCCACCAAGCAAAAGCUCAAUGCCACUAUCCAACGCAUUGAACAUGGCUAUGCCGCUUUGACUCACCAAGAUGACACCGUUGAAGAUGCAGUGCGUGAAUUGAAGGCUCAUUUGCGUGAUCGUAUCGUUUGGGAGCGUAAUACCAUUUGGCGAGAUAUGAUCGGUCAAGAACGCAAGGUUCAAAACAUGGGCAAUGUCGCUGAACGAAAGCUUGUUCAUACCCCUUUUGGUGAUUUGGAUCGCUCUACUCUUUCUCAACUCGCAUGGCUCGUUGCAUGUCUCGUGGUCUUCUUCAUUCUCCUCAAAACAGAACUCUUUGCUGACAUUGAGCAGAAUCGAUGCUUUGCUAUUCUCAUUUUUGCAAGCAUGUUGUGGGCUACAGAGGUGAUGCCGCUAUUUGCUACAGCAAUGAUCAUCCCUCUCUUGGUGGUGGUGCUUGGCGUGAUGCGAUCGGCGGAUGAUGGUCAUGAACGUCUUAGUGCGCCUGAAGCAGCCAAAGUGGUAUUCUCCGGCAUGUUUUCAUCCGUGAUCAUGCUUCUUUUGGGUGGAUUUGCCAUUGCAGGAUCACUUAGCAAGUUUGGAAUUGCAAAGUCAAUGGCAACAUUUGUAUUGUCUCGAGCGGGUACCCGACCCAGUCGCGUGUUGCUUGUCAAUAUGUUUGUGGCCACAGUGACCAGCAUGUGGAUCAGUAAUGUGGCGGCGCCCGUGCUUUGCUUUUCAUUGAUUCAGCCCAUUCUACGCACCCUCCCUGUUGAUUCGUCCUUUGGGUCAUGUUUGAUUAUUGGCAUUGCCCUUGCAUCCAAUCUUGGUGGACUUGCAUCACCUAUUUCAUCGCCCCAAAAUAUCAUUGCCAUUCAAAACAUGGAUCCUGCACCAUCCUGGGGACAAUGGUUCCUUAUCUCCAUUCCAGUAUCGAUUAUUGGCAACAUGAUCAUUUGGCUAUGGCUGCUUUUUAGUUAUCGACCUGAAAAGAAUACCUCCCAAAUCCAUACCAUCCGUGCAUCUCAAGAUCCUAUCACCGGCACACAAAUCUUUGUCAUGCUUGUCACGGUCGUCACGAUCGCUUUAUGGUGUGUCGCUCAUUCACUCGAAGGCAUGCUUGGUGAUAUGGGUAUCAUUGCCAUCAUUCCAUUGGUGGCAUUCUUUGGCACUGGUUUGCUUACCAAGGACGACUUUAACCAUUUCUUGUGGACCGUUAUUAUGUUGGCUAUGGGUGGCACUGUGCUUGGCAAGGCUGUUGAGAGCUCUGGAUUGUUGCGCACCAUUGCUACAAGCAUUCAACAUAUGGUCACUGGUUUCUCCACCUUUGAAGUGCUCAUUGUCUUUAGUCUUUUGGUCGUUGUGAUUGCCACCUUUAUCAGCCACACAGUGGCAGCUCUUAUUAUCUUGCCCAUUGUUGCCGAAGUCGGUGCUGAAAUGACUGAUCCCCACCCUCGUUUAUUGGUCAUGGGCACCGUAUUCAUCUGCUCCAUUGCCAUGGGACUACCCGUUUCUGGUUUCCCCAACAUGAAUGCUGUCUCACAAGAAAAUGAGCUUGGCAAGCCAUACUUGAGCACUAAGGACUUUUUACGCAAUGGCGUUCCUUGCAGCUUGCUUUGCUUGCUAUGUGUCACCUCCAUUGGUUAUGGCUUGAUGAACCUCGCUGGUUUCUAA